Molecule: messenger RNA, 387 nt
Organism: Cladocopium goreaui
Lineage: Eukaryota; Dinophyceae; Suessiales; Symbiodiniaceae
Source: the annotation of a GenBank genome assembly
AUGCAACAGGGGGCAUUUCUGCAUGUUGUCGUUCAUGAGGAUGUUGGUGGAUUGGAUCGUGUUCAGCAAGUGCUGGGGGCACGUGGCGAAUGUCGUGUACUGUCACAAGCGCAGCAUCAGGCAAAAGCCCAAGCUGAUGCUGAACUGAAGCAAGCCAAAACUGAACAACGCAACGGCUUGAUGAGUGGCAAGAGGGCGGCUGACGUAUGCAUGGCAUUGCUAGAAUUGCGUGGUCGAUCAGGAUCUGAACGUCAACGGGCGAAAUUCAGCAUGGAAGCGCUGAACCUUGUGAAGGACGCCCAGGGGUGGUCGGCUGAUGGCUUGAGGAAGUCACAGGCAGACGCAACGGCUGCAGCUGACGGAGCAGAUGACGCAGGAGAUGCUUGA